CGGCAGGGCCCUAGGCGGGGUCCCCUGAACGAUGAGGAGUUUGCCAGUCACCUGCCCGCCGAUGCAGGGGGAAUCCCAGAAGGGGCUGCUGUCCAGGGGAAAGGGGGGCUUUUUCCUUCCAGUUUUGUCUAACGAGAAAAGGAGGAACAGAGACAUCAAAUGGGGAUGUGCGGAAGGGACAAGACGGACGGCAGGUGACUGUGAAGGCGGGGUAGAGGAGUCUGCGUAGGUACCGCGUGUGUGUGGAGACCAAGUGAGAAGGGGCCAGCCCUAGGAGAUGGGGGAAAGAGUGUCGGCGCCGAGGGCAGAGCAGUGCAAAGGUCCUGAGGCACAAAUAGACUGGACAUGGUCUAGUGUGAACGAAGGCUAGCGUGGCUAGAGGACAGCAGGUGAGAGCAGUGCUGGGAGAUGAGGAGUCGGGAUCGCACUCUGAGGACGGUUGGAGUCUGCCAGUUAAGCAGAGGCUUGCUAGGUGGAAGAGAAGGGCUGUAAAGGUGUAAGAAUCGUGCCAGUGGAGGCCAGCGUUUUCCACAAACUUCCCUUCUCCCAGCCCCAGGAGCCCUCUUGUCUCAGGAUGCUGCAAACUGGAAGCAAAGCCCCAUGCCUGCCUUGGUGGAGAUGUUAAUAUUUACUUCAUGCUCUUUCUGCCCAUCUCUCGGGUUUGAGCUCAGGCCCUCCAGGCCAGAGGUUCGGAAAUGGAUGCACCUCUUAAUCAGCGGAUGCUUCCUGGGUGCCCACCUGUGGAGCAGGUGGGGGGGCCUGGGCUCUGAAAGGAGAGGGGAGGUGGGACUGAUCUCCAGCCCCUGAGCAGCUUGUGGGAGUGAACAGGGAGUUACCAUGCUGCUUCCACAGGGGGACUCUGAUGUGUGUAGUUCGCACCCCCUGGACAGGUGUGUGAGGCAGGGAGGUGUCAUCCGUGGGGGCUGGAGGGCAGAGGGCCCCAGGAUCCUGUGAUGGUGUCUUGUGCAGAGGAGGCGAAAGUGUAAUUGCAUGUCAAGCCAGGGCGAUGCAGAGCCACGGGGAGGCAGAGGCGACCUGCGAUUUGGAGCGAUCACCCUGUCUCAAGAUGUUGACUCCUGGUGUCGUUGGUGUCCGACAGAGCCAGACUGUUUGACUUUGGUGACAUCUGGACCCUUCCCAAGCUGUGUUUAUUUCUGGUAAAUUGUGACUCUGGUUCCCAGACACUCUUGGCAAACAUUCUCCUGUCUCCCAUCUUCCCCAGCGAUGGUUCUCACAGGCUGCAUGGCUUGCUUCCUGUGCAUCGUCGUCAGUGAUGGUUGCGGUACGUUUAUCCCAACCACAAAUACUUGCUGCUUUCCUUUCCUGGUGAAGCAGUGGUCUGUCUGGCUGGUCCUGAGGGCACCUGAGGCACAGCACUGAAGGGAAGGAGCCUGUGGCCACCGCUGGGCUCCCAUUCCCACUCCUCCACCUCCCAACCUUCCUGUGUCUCAUUGUCUCUUUGCAAAGCGGGGCCAGUAGCCACACUACCUUGUACAUGGUUCUGAGAAUUAAGUCAUUGAGUUAAUGCGUGUGAAGUCAUCGGCAGUGCCUAGCACGUAAUGAGGCCUUGUGAAAUGGCAGGUGUUAAUGAGAGCAGUGGCGAGGACCGUCCUGGACAGGAGUCCCUGUUACAUGCCGCCCAUGGCUCGCACGCCCAGGGUGGAGUAUUUGUUUAGGAGCAAUGGGGCAGAGCAUCUGGAAGCCGCGAUUACAGGUGUUAGAGUGGUGCUGUCAUCCCACGUAAGGAGAGAAAGUACGGAUCUGUUGUGGCCCAGGGCCAUCUCCCUGUCGCUGUCUCCUGUCUGGGAGGGAGACUGAUUGUAGAAUGAGGCCAGGACCCACGGUGCUGCGGGUGAGGAGGAGUUGGGUCAAAGUGGGGGACCCCAUGGUCUGCAUGGGCGCGGGGUUCUCUGCGUCGUUACUCUGCCUGCUUGGAGGGCAGAUGACAGGGCUCUGCUGUGGAGGGGUGGGCGACGUUGCCCUUCAUUUCGGUCGUGGUGACGGUGGAGAGGAAAACUGACUGCUCUUGCCAACAGUCUGAGGACCGUUCGAUGCCAGGGCUGCUCAGAAAUGGAGGGAGGCAGCGAGCUGGGUGGGAGGGGAUGCAGGAGGAGUGCGGUGGGUGAGGCAGGCCCCGGUGCAGUGAGAGUCGGGGAGCCAGGCCAGGCCGGGCUGGGCCGGCCAGAGCCAGCUGCCUGCAGCAGUGCCUGCACACACAUGGGCAAGGGGAGCAGAGGGCCCCUGAGGGAUGAAGCAGUCAGUCCCCUGCAUGGAGCCACAAGAGCCGCGGGGGGCUGCCAGGCCCAUCCGGCCGACACGGUUGCCAUUUAUUCACCAUGCCACAUUUCCACCUGUCAGCCAGGCGAGGACUGCUUCCUGGCCACUGUCACCACAGUACAUGGCGAGAGAACAUAAGAAAACACAUGAGCUAGGACCACACGCAGUGCGCGGAUUUCUAGUGUGCUGUGUAGCCUGCUGACUAAAAGGGGAGACGAACAAAAAUAAGAGGGUAAAAAGAGUUGAAAACUGUCAUUUUCUCACCGUGGUUCUUACCUGGGCACCCAGUAGGCACAGGAUGGGAAGCUGUGGCUAGAUGUUUUGUUAAGCAGAAACUCACCCGAGAAAGGUGAGGGGGCUCUGGAGAAAUCAGUGGUCUGGGAAUCUCCUCUGCCCCGGCCAGCCAGCUGGGGCUGAGCCAGCCACCCCUCCACAGGCUGAGGUGCCAUGGAGCAGUGCGCCUGUGUGGAGAGAGAACUGGACAAGGUCCUGCAGAAGUUCCUGACCUACGGGCAGCACUGCGAGCGGAGCCUGGAGGAGCUGCUGCACUACGUGGGCCAGCUGCGGGCCGAGCUGGCCAGUGCAGCUCUCCAGGGCACCCCCCUGUCAGCCACCCUGUCCCUGGUGAUGUCCCAGUGUUGCCGGAAGAUCAGAGACACUGUCCAGAAACUGGCCUCGGACCACAAGGAUAUCCACAGCAGUGUGUCCCGAGUGGGCAAAGCCAUCGACAGAAACUUCGACGCGGAGAUCUGCGGCGUGGUUGCGGACUCGGUGUGGGACUCGCGAGAGAAGCAGCAGCAGACGCUGCAGACAGCCAUCGUGGAGCACCUGUACCAGCAGGGCAUGCUCAGCGUUGCCGAGGAGUUGUGCCAGGAAUCAACACUGAGUGUGGACUUGGAUUUCAAACAGCCCUUCCUGGAGCUGAACCGAAUCCUGGAAGCUCUACACGAACAGGACCUGGGCCCUGCCCUGCAAUGGGCCAUCUCCCACAGGCAGCGCCUGCUGGAGCUCAACAGCUCCCUGGAGUUCAAGCUGCACCGACUGCACUUUAUCCGCCUCUUGGCCGGUGGCCCUGAGAAGCAGCUGGAGGCCCUCAGCUAUGCCCGGCAUUUCCAGCCCUUUGCUCGGUUGCACCAGCGGGAGAUCCAGGUGAUGAUGGGCAGUCUGGUGUACCUGCGCCUGGGCCUGGAGAAGUCUCCCUACUGCCACCUCCUGGACAGCAGCCACUGGGCGGAGAUCUGUGAGACCUUCACCCGGGACGCAUGCUCCCUGCUGGGGCUCUCUGUGGAGUCCCCGCUCAGCGUCAGCUUUGCCUCUGGCUGUGUGGCACUCCCCGUGUUGAUGAACAUCAAAGCUGUGAUUGAGCAGAGGCAGUGCACUGGCGUCUGGAGUCACAAGGACGAGUUGCCGAUCGAGAUCGAGCUCGGCAUGAAGUGCUGGUACCAUUCGGUUUUCGCCUGUCCCAUCCUCCGCCAGCAGACAUCAGAUUCCAACCCUCCCAUCAAACUCAUCUGCGGCCACGUCAUCUCCCGAGAUGCACUCAACAAGCUCAUUAAUGGAGGAAAGCUGAAGUGUCCCUACUGUCCCAUGGAGCAGAACCCAGCAGACGGGAAACGGAUCAUAUUCUGACUUCCGUCUGAAAGGGACUUUGCUGUUAAAGCCUCAGUCCGCCUCAGUGGACUGGGAUUGGUUUCAGAGCACCUGGCCAAGGGGCAGUAUGUGGGGUGGGGCCUUUGGCAGAAGGCUGGGAUGAGGUGCACCAACCCACCCUGGGCAGCGGGCUCCUUGGCCCAAAGGCGGAUGCUGGCCUCUGCCCUCAAUCAGUCUCUAUUUGUCCCUGAUUUAGUGACAGCCCAGAGUAGCAGAGGGCUUGGCCACCAGCAGCAGAGAUUUCUCACCCCUGCCCUCAGCCAGUCUCACCACCAUGCUAAGGCUGUGUCCUCUCCUGCCCCACAGCCCAGGGGUGUCCAGCUGUGGCCUCCGCUGUACAGUCUCCAUUGUACAUAUCCACUCCCCACUGUAAAUAGCACAAGGUAGAACUGAGUGCCACUGUUUUAUAACUGAGUAAAUAUAUUCAUAGCCCUUCUCCUUA
Messenger RNA from Heterocephalus glaber (naked mole-rat), 4369 nucleotides. The record is from RefSeq and is a predicted model, not a curated record. Lineage: Eukaryota; Metazoa; Chordata; Mammalia; Rodentia; Bathyergidae.